Messenger RNA from Solea solea (common sole), 2468 nucleotides. It is a transcript of the gene prob1, whose product is annotated as proline-rich basic protein 1. Bases 156 to 2279 code for a protein of 707 amino acids. The record is from RefSeq and is a predicted model, not a curated record. Lineage: Eukaryota; Metazoa; Chordata; Actinopteri; Pleuronectiformes; Soleidae. Gene Ontology annotation, cellular component: nucleoplasm. The transcript is spliced from 4 exons.
CUCUCUCUCUGUUUAUCUGGAUCUCUCUCUCUCUCUCUCGCUGUCUCUCUCUCAUUGAGCUGAGACUGAAACAUGGACUCAGGCGUCUCUGGAACUAGAACCUGGUUCUGAUCUGAUCAAUGAGAACAAUGAAGAUUUCCUGAAAGAAAACCUUUAUGAUAUAUGAACGACUCCUUUCAAAGGAACUACAACCGAAACAUCCAAAGACCCGGACCUGGACCUGGACUUGGACUCUGCCCUCAAACACUGUGACAGUUGGUCAUAGAUUUCCUGGAUUACACUCAGACGGGAUGAGCAGCAGGACAGUGGACAGAGGAAGAGGAAGCAGCAUGGUCUUCCUCAGCGCUCACCGCUGCCCCGAGGUCGACCGGCCGCCUCGUCACCAUGGUGACGCUUCACCUCGCCCUCAGCAGAAGAUCCACCCGGUCACAUGUGCAGGUGAAGCACAGGUGGAUUAUCUGAGUGUCUGUCACUCUGAGGAAGAGGAGGAGGAGGAAGAGGAGGAGGAGGAGGAGGGAAGUGAGAGCGACUGGUCGGAAGAAGAUCUCACCCUCCAUUUCUCUCCCUCUGUCAUCCUCCAAUCAGAGGACGAAGCGUCUGAUCCAGAGAGGGGCUUCGGGUGUGUCGACGUUACCGUGGAAACACAGGUGACGGGUCAGGAGGGGGCGGGGCUAAAGACGGUCCCAAAGAGACAGAUUCAACUGAAGAAGAAGAAAAAAAUGGAAAACGUCAACGGUCUGUCCCGCCCACCUGUGGAAGGGGGCGGAGCCCACAGUGAACUCUGUCCAACUGUCCGCGCCCGUCCUGACGCGUUGCUAAGACAACACAGUGUCCCCGCCUCCUUCCACACACAGCCCUCGGACAGCGGCGACGUGGACGGCUACAGGGUUUACCGGGGCCUCGUCUCAGGGGCUCAUCAAGGGUUUCAGGUGGGUGGAGACUCGCCACGGCGUCUGCAGAAGUCUCUCUCUCUGGACGAGACCAAGACAAAGAUGGCAUCCUGCAUCAUCAAGAGCGUCCUCUCCAAGAAAAUGCAGGUGGAGCAGAUGAACACGCCUGCCGCCUGCCCACCUGUGAGAGGGGGCGGGGCUUCACCUGUGCGGGAGGGCGGGGCCGCAGGAGUGUGGAAGGCGCCAGUCCAUGUGGUCAGAGACGUAAAGAGUUUAGUGAAAAACACAUACAACCUGUCGUUCGCCACGGCAACGGUGCCUGGCGACAAACCAGCCAGCUUCAAGCUGAUUGGCCGGGACAGUCCCCCGCCCACAUACCAGCAGGCUGUUGAGGUCAAAGGUCAUCAGAUAUUGAAAUCCUGCAGGGGACACGUGGCAAAGGUCACGGCUUCUUUCAGCCAAUCACAGCCCACGCGACAGAGCGACGCGUCCAGUCGCCCAAUCACACGAGAGCAACGAGGCAGCAAGCCUGUCGCGAGAGGAGGGAGGGUCAAUGAAGUCACCUGGCCUGUCGCAUCAGAAGACAAGGGUGUGAGGGGUGGAGAUCCUCCCCCUUCCUCCUCCCACACAGGGAGCCAGCAGGAACAGAUGGGUGUGUCCUGUCACUUUGGCUCCUCCCACAGAUGUGUAUUCACGCCCUCCACUCUGCACCCCUACGUGAAGGUCAACUACAAACCCCCGUCAGCUCCGACACACCUGCUGGAGAGGAGCGAGGAAAGCCCCUCAGAGCAGCCAGACCACAGCCAGAAGCCCCGCCCCCCUCAGCCAGCCAGGACGACAAGAGACAAGGAAGGAGGUGACAUCCCAGUAACUCCGCCCACACAAACAUGUGAGCAUGGUGUGCAGCAGCACAGUCACAAUCCUCCAUGCAGACUUCAGGGGUUCUUACCUGCUCAAGUGGGCCGGGACUUCCUGGUUUCUGGACCUGGAGCCUUCCUCAGUGGCCCCGCCCCCUUCCAAGUGAUGUUAGAACCUCAAAGUGGGCGAUGUUAUUAUGUAGACACGCCCCCGCAGCAUCAGAGGAAGAUGCUGAUGGAUCCAGAAACCGGUCAGUUCUUCCAGGUGCUCCUCCCUACAACUAGCCCCGCCCCCAGCACUCACUUGUUCCCAAUGUGUUGUGUUAACCCCGCCUCCACUGUCAUCAACCCCGCCCCAACGAUGAAACAAAGCAGCAGCGCUAACCAGAGCGUUCUGUCCGUGAUGCCCUUCCAGCCAAUGGCGUCGUCCCUGUACGGCGCCCCCUGCCUCCCGUUCACCGUUUUUACACCAGCAACCAACUUCACACUCGCUUCACCAGCGACCAACUUCACACUCGAUUCACCACAAUGAGGCUGAAUGAAAAUGAAAUAAAAUCCCGAGAUGAAGGAAAAGAAAAAUAUCACGUUUUUAUUGUUAAAUGUUUUUAAAAAAGAAAAAUUCACAUUUUUGAUCUUAUUUAUUUAAUAAAUAAAAACACUGAGGUAUUUAUCUGUUUAAAAAUAAUGAUCAAUAUUAAAUAUCAAUAAAUAUUUUUAUUCA